AGUGCUUCCAUAGGCGUCUUCGCUAUGGGGAUGGAAUUGGCGUCUUCAUAGCAGUGCAAUGCCCGUCGACAAGCAAAAGGCCCUCCUCUUCGGAGCUGCUGCGGCAGUACGUCUGCUCUUCUUCACCUUCUUUCCCUCAUUGCCCGCCCUUCUUGCUGGCCGUGUCGAGGUCUCUACGCCGGUAACAAGCUUCAAGAGGUUACAAGAGGGCGUGUUCCUCUACACGCACAAUGUCUCUCCCUACGACGGCGGCGUGUACCACCAGGCACCCCUCCUUCUGCCACUCUUCUCGCUACUGCCAAACCCGUCGCAUUCCCCUUUAGCCACAAACCUGCUGUAUACCCUCGUGGAUCUGCUGAGCGCGAAUGCGUUGGCCCAGGUAGCCCAGAGUGGACAGGCAGCUGUGACGCGAUUGUUUGCAUCCUCGCGCAAGGACCUCAGAUGGAGCAGCGUUGCUAUUGCCGCAGGCUUCCUUUUCAACCCUUUCACCGUUGCGACUUGCAUUGCGCGAUCGACUUCAUCCCUUAGCAACUUAUUCAUACUCACAGCCAUGGCCAAGGCGUCUCAAGGAGCCAGCACUACCUUCGUCCUCGCAAUAUCAUUCGCAGCUUACCUGUCUAUGCAUCCGGUACUUCUGUUCCCACCACUGUUGGUCCUCUUGUAUGAUGCUCGCGCAAUGAAGACGAAGUCGACUCCCAGCGUCUGGUCUUUCACAAUCAUCCACGCUCUGGGCUUGGUCGCUACGAUCGGUGCACUGCUUUCUGCUUCAGCUGCCAUCACGGGCUCCUGGGAUUUUCUGGCAGCAACCUAUGGAGUGCGUCUUCUACUUCCAGAUCUUACACCAAACGUUGGCCUUUGGUGGUACUUCUUCAUCGAAAUGUUCGAUUCAUUCCGCGAGUUCUUCCUAGGCGUCUUUUGGCUGCACGCGGCGUCUUACAUGCCAGGUCUCACUAUUCGUCUCCAUAAGCAGCCCCUGUAUGUGGCAUGCACAUUGACAGGCAUCUUCGCCAUUUUCACGCCAUAUCCUAGCAUAGCAGAUGCUGCCCUGUACCUGUCUCUGGUUCCUUUGUUCCGGCACCUUUUUCCACUGAUGCGCUAUACCUUUUUGGCGUCAGCGUCUGUACUAUAUGCAUCGUUCCUGGGUCCGAUUUUCUAUCAUCUUUGGGUCUACGCCGGCUCGGGCAACGCCAACUUCUUCUAUGCGAUCACACUGGUGUGGAGUUUGGGGCUUUCGAUCAUCGUUGGAGAUUCAUUGUAUGCUGCAUUGAGAGAUGAGUUGGACGUGGAAAGACCCGAGCUGCAAGGCAAGGAAGUCACUCGGAUAUGACAAAUGGCGAGGGAAAUCUACAUAGCAUAGUUAACAUGUAUAACAUACGAUACCCUACCACUCUGCGGCUUUUUGAAAGUAGGUAAGGGUAGCAUCUCCGUAAAGAUCAUGUUGUCGAUCACAGCAUCUUUCACUCCGCAAACUCCAUCCUGCGCAUCUUCAAGUAAGCCCGGCAACAGACUGCAUAUGAUUGAAUCAUUUGGACCAAGGCUGGUCUCAAAAUUCUCACUUGUAUGCUCUUACUAUUCUACAAGAACAGC
Molecule: messenger RNA, 1587 nt
Organism: Dothidotthia symphoricarpi CBS 119687
Lineage: Eukaryota; Fungi; Ascomycota; Dothideomycetes; Pleosporales; Dothidotthiaceae
Product: PIG-U-domain-containing protein
Exons: 5
Coding region: 59-1327 (422 amino acids)
Biological process (GO): protein localization to cell surface; attachment of GPI anchor to protein
Cellular component (GO): GPI-anchor transamidase complex; membrane
Source: RefSeq, a predicted model, not a curated record